Betta splendens (Siamese fighting fish) is the source of this 5526-nucleotide messenger RNA. Its product is annotated as interleukin-1 receptor accessory protein-like 1. The transcript is spliced from 12 exons. Gene Ontology annotation, molecular function: interleukin-1 receptor activity. The record is from RefSeq and is a predicted model, not a curated record. The coding region runs from base 525 to 2672 and encodes 715 amino acids. NCBI's taxonomy places the organism in Eukaryota, Metazoa, Chordata, Actinopteri, Anabantiformes, Osphronemidae. Gene Ontology annotation, biological process: signal transduction; negative regulation of exocytosis.
CGACGGAGCGGCACUCUGAGGGAGACCGAGAGAGCGAGAGGGAGGCUGCGUCUGGUGCGUCCGUUCCUGCGCGUCACUUUGGAAAUUUGCGCUCAUGCGGUCCUGCUCGGAGAUGUGCUCGCGUGCCCGCGUCGCGUGGAAGUGGGCGCCCGAGCAACUGCUUUAACGGGACAGACUGACUAAUUGUCUCCAGCAUUGCCUUUAAUUGAUGUGGCGAGCGUCCCUCUGAUCACUGUCAUGAUUUUCCUCGUUUUCUCCCCUCCCGCUGUUUGAAAGUGGCCGGCUGCAGGUGUUCUCGUGACGCGGGUCUCGCCAGCCAGGAUUGGCACUAUGUGAUUUUGGAACAGACUCUGCCUUUUUUCGUGGACUAUUUCUCGAUUGGGAUAUUUCACAACUUGUUUUGAUGCCGUUGCCGCUUCCCGUGGACAAGAAGACAUUCUGAUUCAUCGUGAUGGUCUGGGGCUAUCCGAACUGACGGCAGAGUAGCACGAUCUAUCUGGAAACUGCUUGCGGACUGGUAAAAAAUGAAAGCCCCCAUCCCUCUUCUGCUUCUGCUUCAUGCCAUCGCGGUCCAUUGCCUGAAAGUGGUGUCGAAAAGAGGCUCAGUGGAAGGCUGCACAGACUGGUCAGUGGACUACCUGAAAUACAAGGUGCUUCUGGGAGAACCCGUGAGGAUUAAGUGUGCUUUGUUCUAUGGAUAUAUCCGAGCCAACUACACCCAUGCGCAGGCCGCAGGACUAAGCCUUAUGUGGUACAAAAGUGCAGGACACGGGGACUACGAGGAACCCAUCAGUUUUGACGGCGCAAGGAUGAGCAAGGAGGAGGACGCGAUAUGGUUUCGACCAGCAGAGCUGGAGGAUGUGGGGUUCUACUCCUGUGUAUUAAGGAACUCCACUUACUGCAUGAAAGUGUCCAUGUCUCUCACGGUGGCGGAGAACGACACGGACCUCUGCUACAACUCCAAAAUGAGGUUCUUCGAGAAGGCAGAGCUGAGCAAAAGCAAAGACAUCACCUGCCCCGGCAUUGAGGAUUAUAUACAGCCAGGAGUGGAGCCUGACAUCGUUUGGUACAAGGAAUGUAAGCCAAAGCAGUGGAGGCAAACCAUAGAGAGGAGGCGGGACACGCUGUCCAUCAAGGAAGUACGGGAAGAUGACAUUGGGAAUUACACCUGUGAACUGCAGUUUGGGAACUUUGUGGUGCGGAGGACGACCGAGCUGUCGGUGACAGCUCCCCUGACGGACAAGCCGCCGAAAAUCCUCUUCCCCUCCGAGAGCCAAAUGAGCGUCCUAGAAAUGGCAAUAGGGAGUCCGGUCAACCUGACCUGCAGAGCCUUCUUCGGCUACAGCGGAGACGUCAGUCCGCUCAUCUACUGGAUGAAGGGGGAGAAGUUCAUCGAGGAUCUGGACGAGGAGCGCGUUCAGGAGACUGACAUCAAGACGAUCCGGAAGCACCUGGGGGAGCAGGAGGUCUCCAUCUCCCUGACCAUCGACUCUCUGGAGGAGAGCGACCUCGGCAACUACUCCUGCUACGUGGAGAACGCCAACGGACGGAGGCAGGCCAAUAUCCAGCUCAUCAAGAAAGCGGAGCUCAUGUACACCGUGGAGCUGGCCGGAGGUCUGGGAGCCAUCCUGCUGCUGCUCAUCUGUCUGGUGACGCUGUACAAGUGCUACAGGAUCGAGCUCAUGCUCUUCUACAGGAACCACUUUGGCAGCGAGGACAUCGAUGGAGAUAACAAGGACUACGACGCCUACUUGUCCUACACCAAAGUGGACCCGGACCAGUGGAGCCAGGAGACGCGCGAGGAGGAGCGCUUUGCCCUGGAGAUCCUCCCCGACGUCCUGGAGAAGCAUUAUGGGUAUAAACUCUUCAUUCCAGACAGGGACUUGAUCCCCACAGGAAGUUUCACCAAUGAUCAUUUCCAGGAUGACACAAGACUACUUAGAGCCUACAUCGAGGACGUGGCGCGCUGCGUGGACCAGAGCAAGCGGCUCAUCAUCGUCAUGACGCCGAGCUACGUGGUGCGGCGCGGCUGGAGCAUCUUUGAGCUGGAGACGCGGCUGCGCAACAUGCUGGUGACGGGCGAGAUCAAGGUCAUCCUGAUCGAGUGCGCCGAGCUGCGCGGCAUCAUGAACUACCAGGAGGUGGAGGCGCUCAAGCACACCAUCAAGCUGCUGACGGUCAUCAAGUGGCGCGGGCCCUCCAGCAACAAGCUCAGCUCCAAGUUCUGGAAGCAGCUGCUCUACGAGAUGCCCUUCAAGCGCAUGGAGCCCCUGAGCAUCUCCCACGAGCAGGUGCUGGAGGUCAGCGAGCAGGGCCCCUUCGGCGAGCUGCAGACCGUCUCCGCCAUCUCCAUGGCGGCGGCCACCUCCACCGCCAUGGCGACGGCGCACCCGGACCUGCGCUCCACCUUCCACAACUCGUGCCACACCCAGAUGAGGCAGAAACACUACUACCGUAGCUACGACUACGACCUGCCGCCCGGCGGCACGCUGCCGCCGCUCUCGUCGCUGGGCAACCAGCACACCUACUGCAACAUCCCCAUGACGCUCAUCAACGGGCAGCGGCCGCAGGCCAAGUCGCCGCGGCAACAGAGCCUGGAGGAGGCCCACGGGAACAACGCCAUGCUGCCGCUGCUGCCCAGGGAGACCAGUAUAUCCAGCGUGAUCUGGUGACAGAGAUGGUGCCAGGCGGCGUGGACCUCGGCUCUACAUGUCCGUCACAGGGAGGACUCACCACUGGCACUUGGACCCUGAGCGCACUCAAGCCAGGUGAACCCCAAUGGCUCUAAGCUACUUGCUGCUGUUGAAUUUGCACCAGGAAACAACAGGGAGGGAGAGAGGAGGGAGGAGGAGGAUGCACUGGACGCUGGUGAUGGAGAUGCUGGCAGAUUUAGUUUUGUUUUUGUUUUGUUUUUUUGUUUUUGGUCCAAUAAGAGCUUUUAGUGAAACUGAAAACAAAAAAAGAAGCAAGAGAACUUUUUUUGUAUGCCUGUAAAAACACUCAGUAACACAAGCCAACACCUACGAUCAUUUACCCAGAGAGUCGAGGAAUACAGGGUCCUGUACAUACGUUUUUCUAAUUCUUUGUAGCAUCGGUGUUUGGGACUUGUUUCUUCUCUAUGUUUUCCUGAUCGGUUUUGGGACUCGUUCUCCUUUUAUUUUUUUCUUCAGUUUCAGUUCGUACAAAGUGAAACAAUGGCCUGUGAGAUGUGUCGGUUCAACCGUUGUUACCUUUUUCUUAAUUUGUUGGCUGGUGUAGUUUAUAAAGCUUUUGGGGAUUUUGGGGGGGGGGGUCGAGGGUCCCAGUCUUUGCAAGAGGAGAAGGAUCCGGCUUGGAUUUCAGCUGCGGGGGUCCGGCUGCAGUGGGGGGUCAACGAUCUGGACUGAACCAGAAUAUGCAAAAGGUGGAGUCCGGAGCGCGGGAGCAGCCCGGUUUCCUGAAUCGACGGGAGGCUUCGGGGGAAAGAAAGUCUGUGGACGGGGACGCGAAGAACACGGUGCUAGGCUUCCCAUUGCUCUUUCUCUCACGAUAAUAUUUACUUUGAAAGAAAAAAAAACAGCCUUGCUAUUUACCUUAACAGAUGAUUAUAUGACAAAAAUGAAUUAUGUGUAUUAUUUUGAGAAAACAAAAGUCUAUUUUUGUAACCGAGGGAUAUUUGCUUAGAGAAGUUCUAAAGUUUUAGACAGGUGGAAUGGAGGAAAUAAUAAAAAGAAUAAUGUUUUGUUACGUGGAACUGCAUUGCUCCUGAAAACCGAUAGGUCACUCACUAAAUGUCUUACCCCGACGUUGCGAGAGAGAAACGUCGGUGUCGUCAUCUUCCCCAACAGAUGAGGUCUGACGUUUCCAACGCGCUGCGGAUUACAGCUACACUGACGUUUGGGUCCAUUGGGAGUGUGCGUGUUUUUUUCUUUUCCCCAUUGUUGAUUUUGAUGUUGAUUUCACAAUCAUUGCAGCAACUCGCGGGCGAUUUAACGAAGUCGGAGCCGCGCUGCCGAUGAUGUCGGAGCGGAUGGAGGCGGAGGACGCCACCGCCACCCGUCACCUGACGCUCACUGUGCUCAGCUUCGUCUCAGCCCAACCAGACUCGUUGUGUUAUCGCUCCCCUUCAUUACCUCUUAAAUGACAGCUCUGUUAUUCGUUUACCCCCCCCCCCCCCCUUGUCAACGGAAAUGACUCGUAUGUUGCGUUCCACCUUCAGAUAAAUAAAAUAGGGCUCUCCCAUCUCCGUUCUGGACACUCUUGAGUCGGAUCCGCUGCGGCGAUGAGACAAAGGAAUAUGACAACCAUAAUGAAGAGUUUCACCUAAAACAGCUGUUGGCUUCGUAAUAAAGUUGUAAAAAGUUCUUAAAGUUUAGUUAUUAAUAUAAAAGUAACCUUUUAGACAGUGUAACCUGUUAUGCUUUUGACCUACUGACCAAUAACCAUCAUGGGGCGUCGUCUCCUCACAUCCAGUAGCCUUUUAGAAUGAAACCCUUCUUAAAAAAUAAAAAAAUAAAAAACAUCAUGAUGUAAUAACUCAAACGUGACGAGAAUGUAUUUAAAAAUGCAGAUUAAAUCAUGGAGUUUAUGGAAUCAUACAAUAUAAAUGCUACUUAAAGCAACGUUAGACCAAAGCAAGCUACCGUCACCUGCUCUGACUCUCGAGCCGAGGGGGAAGUGAGCGGAAACGAGACGCGCGCCACCGUACGCGACUCCUCCUGCAGCUGUGCCAGAAACGAACCUCCUCCUAAAACAUCUGCAGCAUCUCCUGAUGUAGAUGUUUUAUUCAGUGCCAUAAAAUAUGCAAAGUGAUGGAAGGCCUAAACACUACAUGAACAAUUGUAUUCCCCCUUUAUCUUCUUGCAAGUCUCCACAUAUUGCUUUUAUAAUUUUAAUUUAUCAGACUGUGGCAGAGCUGGGCCCUCUGACAUUAAACGAAAAUCAGCGUCUUUGCUCAGAGUGGGGGACGGUAUCGAGUAAUAUUGUAAAGGAAAUGUCCGCUCUUUUCAGAUAUUCCAGUAAAACGAGUAGCGGCCGGGCCUCGGUCGGCCCCGGGGACGCGUGGGUUACGUUGAAGGGCACCGUGUCUGAACCCGGGGAUGCGUCGUGCUCCGUGACGUGUGUAAAUAAAACCACAGCGACGCGAAUAAGAUGAAGACAAUCGAGCCAUAUAUCCACUGAAGCAGCAGCUGCUGAUCCGCGAGGCCUCUCAGUAGGGAGUCGGUCCACGCGUAGGGGGAGGAGUCGGUGGCAGGAGCUCGGCUCCGUCAGAACCCGCGGGAAAAUCCACUUCUUUUGGUUUUUUAAGCAGUCUGAGAUUUUUGUUUCACGAUGGAUUGAACUCUUCUUCUGGCGAUGUGGCUUUGAUUAUUAAAAGAUGAUGAUGAUGAAAAACAGUGACAAUAUAUAGCACAGAUUUAUUCCAGGCACUUUCACGACUCGAGACAACAGACAGUCUCUCCUGUUUCUGAUUUAUUUUCUAUUAUGUAUCUGCAGUGUUCAUUAAAAGAGAUACUGUUAUUAUUAAUAAAACCACAUUUACGGUAA